UGGUACUGAGGGAGAGAGGUAAGUCCCCAGCUUGCGGGUUCACACACCUGGGUGGCUCCUGGUGCCUCUGGCCAAGGUAAGCAGCCAGGAGGAGGAGAGCCUUGGCGGAGGCACUGAGUGCUCUUGGCGGGCAGACUGAGGCUGCAGGUGCCUCGAGGUGGCCAGCGGCCAUGAGUCUGGAGCUCAGAGGGGGUGGGGGAGCUGCAGCCCAGCAAGAGGAGGAACAGGGCAGGCAAGGCUCAACCCUGAGGGGUGGACAGAGUCAGAGGAGCCUGUGUUGGAAGCCUCUGGAGAAUGUCCGAGAGGCUGGGGGGAAGAGUUGAGAGAGCGGCAGCCCAGCAGUGGUUGAGAAGAACAGGUUUGGGUGUGUGACUUGAUGCCAUCUUUGUAACAUUAGUAACUGGCAGGCAAAGAGUUCAUCGUGCUCAUUAUCCUUCGAAACAUACUCUGUUUUAUAUUUGAUUGAUUCUUUUAGGUAUGUAUAUAUAUUAAAAAAAGAAACAUUUGGAACUAAAAGCCUUCUUAGAAGAAUCCUCUGUCUGGUAACAAUUUGCUUGCCAAAAAUAUUUCUGUGAUGUUGAGUUUUUUUAAAAAAAUCAAGACAUGAUAAGUGAAAACUACCAAUCUGACCUUAUUAUGAGGUUAACAUUAUCAACAUUUGCCUUUGAAAUGACAUCAGACCUUGGGGUAUGGAGGUCUCUGUGAAUGUUGCGGGACAGUAGGGAUUCUUGUUUAUACCAGCCAAGCACAUGGAGCACAUGCAGGGCCACCGUGUCCCUCCUUCUGAAGCGAUGGCUCAGGGCCCUGGACCAAGCCCCAGGCAGGUCGUGCAGCGUCCUACUGGAGAAGGCUCUGGGCUCCAAACAGCGGCCAGGCAGUUAGGACCAGACCUGAGGAGCCAGGUCCUAAGACAGUGAGGCAUUAGAUGGUGAGAACAGGCCAUCCUGUUCCUGGGAGCACCCUGCUAGGCCCCAGGAAGGGUCUCCCAACAUAUGGCUUCCCGGGAAGCAGAAGGGACCACUGAGCAGGAUGGUGAAGCCAGGCAGUUCUGUGAGAGAGGCCUGGGGAGCCACGCUAGGUUCUGCUCCCACAGGCAUGGCCCAAAGGCUGUCCUGGGUUGCGUCUGGGACCAAGGGGAAUCCCAGAAUGUGUUAGACCAGAACUGUGGAGGGCGCCCCAGGCGUCCAGACGCAGAGCUGGCGGGAGCAGGGCUGGCCUGUCAUCCCUACCCUCCUCCUCUGGCCCAGUCUGCCAGUCCUCCACCCCACCCCGUCCUGUCCAGACCUGAACACCACCACCACCUUGCCCUCACGUGUCCCCUGGAUGAAGGGAAGCACCUCACUCAAAGACACCAUCUCAGGUUCCUGCCAGCACCCGGGAUCUGCCUGUCUGAGAAGCUCCCCGUCACGAGCCAUCACCAAGGGGCCACCUGUCCCUGUGUUGCCAAGCCCCAGCAUGCAGGAUACCCAGACAACAGAGUCACCGUCAAUCCCCAGCCGGUCCUCAACCUCCACCCAGGACCGGUCUUCCACUGUGGGCCAAACUUCGAGCAUAGCCCCACAGCCCUCAAAGCCCACCCCGAUUAUCCCACCCCUGGCUAAGUCCACGGGCCCAGGUUCUGGGUCUGGGGUCCGGCGGAUGCGCAGGAUCAUCGCUGAGGAUGCUGAGUGGUCGCUGGCCAUCGUGCCCCUCCUCACAGAGCUCUGCAUUCAGCACAUUGUCAAGAACUUCCAGAACAACCCCAUCCUGAAACAGCUGCUCCCAGAGCAUCAGAAGAAGGUCCUGAACCACCUGUCUCCUGACCUGCCGCUGGCUGUGACCGCCAACCUGAUCGAUGAUGAGAGUUACUGGCGCCGCUGCUGCACGCAGCGGUGGCCCGUGUGCCACGUGGACAAUCACGGCGGUAGCUGGAAGCGCAUGUUCUUUGAGCUGCACCUGGAGAACCUGCUGAAACACUUCAUCCCGAACACCACCGACCCCGCGGUGAUCCUCAACCUGCUGCCGCUCUGCAGGAACUACGUGCGCGCCAUCCGGGUGGAUCAGUUCCUUCCGCCCGUGCAGCUCCCGGCCCCGCCCCGCGGCGGGGAUCAAUCCGAUUCCGGCAGCGAAGGGGAGAUGGAGGAACCGGCCAUGGACCACUACCAACUGGACAACCUGGUGGCUGGCCUGAGCCAUCUGGAGGAGCUGGACCUGGUAUACGGUGUGAAGGACUGUGGCAUGAACUUCGAGUGGAACCUCUUCCUCUUCACCUACCGCGACUGCUACUCCCUGGCGGCCACCAUCAAGGCCUGCCACACCCUCAAGAUCUUCAGGCUGACCCGAAGCAAGGUGGAUGACGACAAGGCACGCAUCCUAAUCCGCAGCCUCCUGGACCACCCGGCCCUGGAGGAGCUGGACCUGUCGCACAACCUCAUCGGGGACCGGGGUGCGCGCGCUGCCGCCAAGCUGCUGAGCCACAGCCGCCUGCGCGUGCUCAACCUCGCCAACAACCAGGUGCGUGCGCCCGGCGCCCAUUCGCUGGCUCACGCCCUGGGGCACAACAGCAACCUCAUCUCCCUCAACCUGCGCCUCAACUGCAUCGAGGAUGAGGGCGGCCAGGCGCUCGCCCACGCCCUGCAUACCAACAAGUGCCUCACCACGCUGCACCUCGGGGGCAACGAGCUGUCCGAGCCCACUGCGACCCUCCUGUCCCAAGUGCUCACCAUCAACACCACGCUCACCAGCAUCAACCUGUCCUGCAACCACAUCGGGCUGGAUGGCGGGAAGCAGCUCCUGGAAGGCAUGUCAGACAACAAGACCCUCCUGGAGUUUGAUUUGCGCCUGUCAGACAUCGCCCAGGAGAGCGAGUACCUCAUCGGCCAGGCCCUCUGUGCCAACCGCGAAGCAGCCCGCCAGCGGGCCCUGAAUCCCAGCCACUUCAUGUCCCCAGUCACUGCCAAGGGCCCUGAGAACCCUGCGGGAUAAAACGGGAACAGGGCUGGGGCAGUGGCCAGACCUGGGUCACUGCCCCAGCCCCACCCCUCAUUUCAUGCCCCUGCCAUGCCUGCUCUUGAGGGUCACCCCGGUCCCGAGGGCGGGGGAGGGGAGACCAAGACUAUCCUUGGGGUGAGCGAUUGAGGUUCUGCAGGGAUCUGUGAGGAGAGGAAGGAGCCUGGGAUAGAGGUAGAAAGUGGGAUUUAGCCCUGGUACCUAGGGAGAGGAUAUGAACGGACUCACUGAAAUGACUGACUUCUUCCAAGAAUACAGAAAACUGACCCUUCAAGACUGUGAGGCCCAGACUCUCCUCCAGGGGCUGCCCAUCUCCCCAAUCACCCUCCUCCCCACCAUUGUUCUCUCUACCAAACAGAUCCUUGACUUCUUGACCUUCAAACACACACUCUCUCCUCCACCCCAGGCUUCAGCAGAGCUCUGCCUGGCUCUUCCACCCUCACCCUGCAGAUGCCACCUCCCUCUUACUUGACUCUGCUUAAGUCUUCCAGUUCU
Bubalus bubalis (water buffalo) is the source of this 3483-nucleotide messenger RNA. It is a transcript of the gene TCTE1, whose product is annotated as t-complex-associated-testis-expressed 1. Gene Ontology annotation, molecular function: protein binding. Gene Ontology annotation, biological process: flagellated sperm motility. Bases 1324 to 2964 code for a protein of 546 amino acids. Lineage: Eukaryota; Metazoa; Chordata; Mammalia; Artiodactyla; Bovidae. Gene Ontology annotation, cellular component: sperm flagellum. The record is from RefSeq and is a predicted model, not a curated record. The transcript has 5 exons.